GACAAAGUGCGUGCCCCUGCCUCGGGGGACAGAGCACUUGUUGUUUUCGGCGGGGCGACCCCUCGUUUUCCCAAUCCCUCCUGCCUGAAAAAUCAGAUCUCGCGCGCCGCGCAGGCCAUUCCAGUUUCCAUCUCCCGCCUCUCCCCACGCUCCCCCACCCCCACCAUGGCGCCCUCGUCGCCUCGACGCAAGGAGCCGUCGUCUGCGGCGAAGCGGGCGUCGACGGGCCCGACGGCGCCGCCCGGGCGCAACAAGAGGAAGACGCCGCCGCCGCUCCCCGAGGCCUCGGGUGCCACGCAGCCGCCGGCCAAGCGGAAGCCGGCGCUGUUCCAGCGCACGUGGCCCCCUGGCGACGAGGUCCGGAUCCUGCAGGCCCUCGCCACGUACCGCCGCGGACACGGCGGCCGCCUGCCAAUGCCGUCUGAGCUCUUCGACGCGCUCGAUGGCAGCCUUGAGAAGAAAGGCGUCGGAGCAAAGGAGCUCGCCAUCAAGCAGCGCAGCCUCAAGCGCCGUUACGACCGCGACGCCAAGAAGACUGCUCCGCCCGCCGAUGAACACGAACGCCGCCUCUACCUCCUGUCCAGGCACGUCUGGGGACGUGAUCGCCCGCCCAGACCACCGGUUUCUGAGGUCCAAAGGGCUACCCAAGGGAAGGCCGCCGGCGCCCAAGCAAGCAAGGACGCUGCCCAAGAGAAGAGCGCUGACCACCAGUCCGGCAAGGAGGCGGUGAAGCCCCAGGCCAAGACUUUGGAUGAGAUGCGCGAGCUGUAUCCUUACCUGGUUGAUGAGGCCACGAUCCUUGUCGAACCGGCGGUGCUGGAAAGUGUGCUCCUCGGCAUUGAACACAGCGACGCUCAGGCGUUGGACAAGAAGAUCAGGAAGGCGAGGAAGCAGCUCGCCAAGGCCAUCACGGAAUCGGCAAGGAUUAACAACAUGGAAAUGCCUACAGUAUUUAUGUUUACAUCCAGUAAGCUUCAACCAGGAAAGUUAAGAAUGGAAAAUGAGAAUAAUCUUUUGGUUGAUCAUUUGGACAAAACGGAUGAUGUGGAUAUUUGCACUAAACAACGAUUGGCAAGAGUGGAACGUGAAGUACUGGAGUUGAGAGAGGCUGUUAUAGCUUCUCAGUCUCAGCCAAAGGGUAUAAGAUGUGAAUCAGCCAAGAGUGGUCUUCAAUCGAUUGUAGCCGAAAAUCAGAUUCCAGCCAAUAUACUACAAAAGAAGAUAGAAGCACCAAAUGGCUUGAUCCAUGGAAAGAAUGUGGAGGUUACAUCGAAAUAUUAUUGUGCUGUUCCCCAGAACGUUCCUCCCAUUAAGCCGAAAAUGCAAGGGAUGAUGUUGCCACCAUUUAAUGUGUUUCCUGAUAUGCCUAAGAAGGUUGUCAAAAAAAGUCCAACUCCAUGCAGAGCGACUUGCAGGGGGGCCAUGUGUUGAGUAGGUUCUAAAGGCAACAACGAGAUUUCAGCAGUAUGUAUACAUGGUCCGGAUGGUUCUGGGUCUCAUAAGGCAGGCCUCUACUAUAUCAUGUAAAUAUAGUAGUGGGUUUAUAUUUUGGUGAAAUGCCUACAAAAAAGGUUAACUAGACAUUGCAAAUGUCGUGUCAAACUUAUGACAUUAUUUAAGUGAGACCUAUUACCUGUUCUGCCCUACAGAUAUUAGGGACGAGUGUCCUCUGACGCACUACUGUCACUAUAAGAUUGUUGAACUCUGAUUGUAAUCCUAGUUAUUAAGCAAUGGAGCUCCUUGUUUCAUGAAACAAGAACAUAGCAUAAGCAACAUUGCAA
Messenger RNA from Sorghum bicolor (sorghum), 1781 nucleotides. RefSeq lists its product as uncharacterized. NCBI's taxonomy places the organism in Eukaryota, Viridiplantae, Streptophyta, Magnoliopsida, Poales, Poaceae. Gene Ontology annotation, biological process: regulation of DNA-templated transcription. Gene Ontology annotation, cellular component: nucleus. The coding region runs from base 166 to 1431 and encodes 421 amino acids. The record is from RefSeq and is a predicted model, not a curated record. The transcript has 6 exons.